Betta splendens (Siamese fighting fish) is the source of this 3216-nucleotide messenger RNA. RefSeq lists its product as uncharacterized. The coding region runs from base 101 to 2860 and encodes 919 amino acids. The transcript has 10 exons. The record is from RefSeq and is a predicted model, not a curated record. Lineage: Eukaryota; Metazoa; Chordata; Actinopteri; Anabantiformes; Osphronemidae.
UGCCUGGAUGCACCACGGACGCGCGCGCGCGCGCACGCACACAUGCACAUUCAGCAGCUCCGCCUCCUCUGCAGUGUAGCGACUGCUAGCGAGGACAGCAAUGGAGGAGUCAGCUGGGCAGCAGGAGAAAAUAGAAGGAGCGUGGGAAGGGAGGCACGAUGGAGGCAAGGACGACUGGAAGAACGAGUGCUCCAUCUCCUCCUUCCUCAAACACUCCUGCCUGCGCUGCUGGUCGACGUCCAGGGACGCAGACAUGGCGGAAACAGAUGAGAGAGUCCUUGCCAAGGCGGCGGAGAUCAGAGUAAGAAGACCGCAGCACCUAGCGCUGGAGCUGGAAAAUGCUUUGACUGUGGAGAAUUUAGAACUUCAAGAACAGCAGUCGGACCGCAAGGAGCUGGAGGAGACUCUGGUUAAACUAGACAACCACAAAGACAAGCUAAUACAGCAGAUAAAGACCACAAGGCAGCUGUGCUAUGAAGAGAGUCAGCAGAUCCUGUCUCUACAAGCAGAAGAGGUACGGAAGGAGAGCCAGGUGGAAGAGUUUGAGGGAGAACUCGCCAGAGCCAGGUGGAGACUUCGGAAGCUCAGAGAGGAGGUGAAACACGCCAAGAGAAGGGUAGAGGAGGCUGGAGAGAGAAACACUCCUCUGCAAGACUCCAUCAGGCAGUCCUACGAAGAGAUCCUGCAGGAGGAGAACACGCUGUGUUCUUUGUCAGGUGGUGCUGUCACUCCAGAAAGCCAGCUGGAGGAGUCAACAUCUCCUGCAGACACCACUGAAGAUGACCCGCUGCCUUUGAGGCCGUGGGGAAGAAGUCAGUCGCUGCCCGCCUACGCUGACCUGAUAAUGAGGACCAGUGGCUCAUCUUUCUGCAAUAAUCUAGCAGCUACCACAGAAGCAGACAAUUGUGAUACCAGCUCACCAAAGAUAUUCGGUUCUGACACGGAGGACACCCCUGAGGAGGAGAUCAGCAAUACAAGAGUACCACAGCAGGAGAACCAGUGCACCCUUAAGCCUGGGGUUCUGAGCCAUUUGGACUUCUACCAAGCCGACCCCUUUUCCCACUGUCAGAGAGACCAUGACCUCUUCAAUGAUGAACUUUUCCCCAACUGUGACUUAUCUGAUGGAUUCACAUCCGACCCUUUCAAAGGCAGCAACCCCUUUUCGGCAGAUGUUUUAUUCCCAGAGGUGAACGCCGGCACUGAUGAUGCGGACACCAGUUUAUCCUGUGCUGAAAACAAAGCCUCAACAGGAACUCAGUGUUUUGAAUCUGAAUUCCCAGAAGAAGGCAGUGACAUAGAGAUUAGCUAUAGCACUGAGGACCUGGAAGCCAUGACUAUGGUUGACGAGUCCCUUGGAUUUAAACCCAUUCAGAGCUCCUCAGAGGAGCUCGGACCACAACCUAUCCACGGAUGGAGGACUCAUUCUACAGAAUCAGACCCUAAUGGGUAUGAGCUGGACCUCGGUGCCAUCUCCCCUCCUUCUGACAUAGAGGAACAAAGUCUGUGGUCGUUAGCAAAGCUAGAAGAAGGUGUGACUUCAAUGGUCCCUGACCUCAAAAAGCAGGUGUUAUCUCAGCCAGACUGGACCGACACUGAGCAAACUCUGCCACCUACUGUCUGCUCCACUCAGGCAGAAGAAUGUGUUAACAAUAUCAAAGAGGAGUCUCCAGAUAUGAACUCAGUUGACUUUGACAACAGACCAGGUCCAAACCAAAAGCUCAGCUUUGAGCUGAGUUACAAUCUCACUAGUGAACCGUCCUUUGACCCAUAUGGAUUUAAACUUAGUCCAGAACAUGUUAGUCAUACACUUUUAGACCCUGAUGAAGAUGUACUGAAUCUAGGACCCACUGAAAAUGACCCAUUUGCAUUUAACACUACUUGCUCUCACAAUGUCCAGGGCUCUGACCCUUAUGGCUUUAAACUCAGCCCUGAGGAGCAUAUGGACGAGGUUCUGGAAUACUGUGAACAAAAUAAGCAGGAGCCUCUGGACAAUUUUCUGUUUGACAAUGAACAAGUACAACCCCCCAGUUAUAGCAAGGGGGCAUUACUAGAACCUCAUAACAAUGGAAACCAAGAAGUACUUGGAUAUUGUAUUCCAAAUGAUGAUGAACUGCUAGAUUUGUACUACAAUGGAAACCGUGAAGUGUUGGACUCAUCUAGCCAGGCAAACAAAGACACAACCACUACUGAAAAUCAGGAACUGCUGGUUUUCUCCCAUGACUGUCAGGAAGAGGUGAAACCACUUUCCACUACCAACAGUGAGGAACUACUUGAACCCUGCAACUGUGGUAACCAAGAGGUGCUGGGACCGUGUAGUCAUGGCAGUUGGGAACUGCUGGACUUCUCCUGUCCUGAAAAUCAGGAAACACUGGAUUUUGAAAGUAACCAAGAAGUAGUGGACUUUAGUCACAGUGAAAAUAAGGACAUGCUACAAAAGGAAUCCCUAGAGUUAGGAGGUCAUGACAACCAGGAAGUGCUGGAUCUACUGAAAAAUAAUGUUCUUCCCGAAGGAAACAACAAUAGAUGCUUUGUGGAACCGCAAGCUUGUGUCAAGCCCAACAGAAGCAGUUCAGACAGUUCAGAUAGCCAUGUGGCAUCAGAGGAGCUUAACCCCAGCACCACCAGCUCCAGUAAUGCCUGUGCUAGCAAUCUGCUGGAGGGAGAUCUCACUUCAGUGUUCGGAGCUGGAGGAUACAUUGGUUGCCCUGAUGUUGCUGAUGAUUUGGAGUUCCUGGAUCGAACACAGACACAUUCGGUUGCUGAACUUGUAAAACCAGUCAGACCAGUUAGGCCUCCCCGGCCCUCUCUCAGGGCUCAGGAGAAGAAUCAGUCCCAGGCUCAAGACAUUGACCUGAAGUAGGGAAAUUUUAUGUACUUUUAUUUUUGGAGGAUUCCAAAUGCUAUGUCAGAGAUAAAAGAUGCCAAGGUUAUGCACCGGUUGACUUCAGCAGAUCUAUUAAUACUCAUCAGGAAACGUCACUGUGCUGUGGCUUUACUCUGUGUUUUAUUAUUUACAGAGGUUGGAUGUGAGUAUUGUCUUCAUAUCCCUUUGUUAGUUUUAGAUUGUCAAUCAAUGACACUGUGUUAAACCCACGUUUGUUUACAAUAUCAGCUGCCAACAAACGUCUUUGGACCAAGCUAAUUAUUAUGUGGCACUGGUUUUAACUGCUUACCAUAUUUUGAUUUGAACUUGGCACUAAAACAAAGAUAAUUAGA